Messenger RNA from Lucilia sericata (common green bottle fly), 1662 nucleotides. RefSeq lists its product as uncharacterized. The record is from RefSeq and is a predicted model, not a curated record. NCBI's taxonomy places the organism in Eukaryota, Metazoa, Arthropoda, Insecta, Diptera, Calliphoridae. The transcript has 6 exons. The coding region runs from base 32 to 1435 and encodes 467 amino acids.
AGUUCUAUAGAAUUGUUCUACGAUUAAAAGCAUGUGGCUUCAAUUAAAAGUUAAUUGUUUAAUGAAAUUCUUAUUAUUGUUGUUGGUAUAUUUACCCAGCAUACAAAGUAAUUGUGUCAUAGAAUAUCCCCGUGAUGAAAAAACUAUACCGAAGUAUGAAAAAUCGUUUGGAAAAUAUAAACUGCGAGUGCCUUACAAUGGAAAUCCUAUAAAGUUGUCGGAAGGUGAAACGAUUAAAGGAUUUUGUGAUACAUAUUUUAGUCCCAUCAACUAUAAGAUAACAGAAAAAUCUACUUCAUAUGAUUAUCAUUAUGGAUACAGGGAUGUGGUUAUAGAUAAAUCAAUUUUUAAUCAGUCUACGAUUGUCUUAGAAUGCCAUAAUCACAAAUUGGUUUAUAAUGAUAUAGAACUUUCAGAGCAAACGUUUUCAUGUAUACCUCACGAAUGGACAAUCUACUCUACGAAACAACCAUACAGUUGGUGUCAAAACAAUCAGAAUUCUAGUACAUUUUUAUUGGGUACGCAACAAUCAACUGGUAAUUAUAUAUUAGCUGCGAUUUGCUAUAAUUUGGAACAAAUGUCAUUACAAACUGUCGUUUAUAAUGUGACAAAUAAUGUACGUGGUAAUCAUAUGAAGCAACCAAUGAAUUUACAAACAACAAAUACGUAUCCCAAGGAGAAUGUAGACGAAAAUCUUCAGAACUUUAAAACUGCCACACUUUCAGAUUUAAGUGAGGAGCUAUUGCAGGAAAAAUUAACUGAAUUAACUGAAAUUGAUGAAUGGCUGAAUCUUGCAAAUUAUGAAAUUUCUUCAAUUGUACAGGAUGAAACAUUAAAGGAAUAUUUUAAGGAAUAUGACAAUAUAUUAAAGACAGUUUGGUGGCGUAAUCUACGUCUAGGUAAUUGGAAACGUUUUCAGAAAACAUUGGCGAAUUAUGCUAAAUAUAAUAAGUUUGAAAUAUAUACUGGUACAUCGGGUGUAGCACAAUAUCCGUCUGAGGAUAGGUGGUAUAAAGAGAAACCAUUGGAAAUGACAAUUGGUUUUAAAAAUGAGACUAUACCCGCCUAUAUAUGGAGCUAUUUGAAAUCGUAUGAUAAUGUAAACAAAGAAUUUAUAAUUUUUGCUUAUAAUUCACCCUAUACUGAGUAUUUCACCACUGAGAAGGUAAUAUUUUGUCCCGAUAUCUGUGCGGAUAUUCCUUGGUUGGAUGAAAUCUAUCCCUCGUUUCGUUAUGCAUUUGCCGGCACUAUGUUCUGUUGUUCUACCGAUUAUAUAAGACAAACCAAUAAUUUGCCAGGAUUUCCCAUGGAGAUUUUGAUGGCUGCACAAAUUGAAACAACAAUUUCGUCAGUUGAGACAACAACUUUGCAAGUAGAGACAACAACUUCGCAAGUGGAAACAACAACAUUAGAAUUGUCUACCGACAUUUAUUAAACUUAAUCUUUGAAAUUUAUAAUGUAAAAUUUAUAAAUUACUUUAAAGAAAAAAAAUCGUAAAACAAUCCUCUUUAGCUCCCCUACAAAAAAAAUUAAGUUCAUAACUGACAUAAAAAUACUAUUCGUUGUAAACAAGGUUUAUAAGAACGAAAAUCUCUCUAACAUAAUUGCAUCAAUCGGGGAAAACCCCAAGUUUGAAUAAAUAUUGACUAUAUGCAAAAAUAA